Messenger RNA from Rotaria sp. Silwood1, 849 nucleotides. The record is from the annotation of a GenBank genome assembly. Lineage: Eukaryota; Metazoa; Rotifera; Eurotatoria; Philodinida; Philodinidae.
AUGAACAAAAAGCAACAUUCAAAAUCAACUGCUAGUGGAUCAUCUCCUGCUUCCACAGUAAAUAAACCAAAAAACUCAUCAUCAACAACAACAACAACAGCGACAGGCAGAAAUGUAGUACUUCCUCUAUCUGCUCAUCGAAUUUUACAGAAUUUUCUUCUUGUCUGGCUUGAUGCCAAUAUUGAUGAAUCAAAAGAAGACUUCCAAAAUACAUUCAAACAUUUACGACGCAUUGUAGCCUCCAUUACAACAUUUGGAGAUGCCGGAGAAUGCUUCAAUUACCUUAGUGGUAUUACCAAAGAAAAAGUAUUUAUGAUCGUCUCAGGCUCCCUUGGACAAAAAAUAGUACCAGAUAUUGAAGCCAUGCCACAGUUAGAAUCUGUGUAUGUUUUUUGUGGCAAUCAAUCUUAUCAUGAACAAUGGGCCAAUAAAGUACCAAAAAUUAAAGGCGUAUAUACAAAAAUUGAAUCAAUUUGUAAAGCCUUAGAAAUCGAUCGACACCGAUGUGAUCAAGUUAUGAUCCCGGUCAGCUUUAAUGGUCGUGAUGCAUUAUUUAUGUAUACGCAAUUAUUAAAAGAAGCACUCUUGGAGAUCGAAGAUGACAAUAAGAAAUCCAUCAAAGAUUUGGUCGAUUAUUGCCGUGAACAGGACGAUAUUCCUGAAGACCAAAUUAAACAAGUAGAACGUGAAUAUCGUAAUCAUACACCAAUAUGGUGAGAAAAUAAAUUGGCCUUACUGAAAGCCUUCGCUCGUCGAAGCGCAGGAGCUACAAAAUUUCGUGCACGCGUGACCAGCGAUACGCUCCGUAUUCUGCUGGCUCGUACAAUGGACAAAGCCGGCAAUGGUUAG